This is a messenger RNA of Chara braunii, 1289 nucleotides long. The record is from the annotation of a GenBank genome assembly. Lineage: Eukaryota; Viridiplantae; Streptophyta; Charophyceae; Charales; Characeae.
GCGAGGAGAAGUAUUUGGCAUGUCUGAAUGGGAAAGGGAAUGCGGCAACCCGCUUCCGCUUCCUCCUCUUCUUCCUCUUCUUGUUCUUCUUCUUCUUCUUCUUCUUCGGAGCCCUUUUGAAUGCUGAGUCUUCCUGAUAACCCUGAUGAUGGGGUCUAUUAAGGUCAGCAACAAGGUAAUCCUGAGCAAUGUGCUCAAGGAGUGCCAACUGGAAGAGGCGUCGGAGGCAUUUGCAUCAUCCAGGGCAGGAAUCAAGGGGGGUAAAACUGGGAAGCUACCUCCCGUUCAAGGGCAGAAAGAGGAAGAUGGCACGGGGGUUGGGGGGGUUGGUGCAUUGCUGCCUGGCCCUGGCUCGGCUACGGAUGCGACAAGUUUUCCGGGGUCGCCAUCUGCAGUAACCUCGCAGGCGAUGCAUGAUCGACAGAGGGCGGAGAGGGUAGAGGCACAGAGGCAGUUGCUUAGAAAGAAGCAUGAGGAAGAAUUUGAGAACGUCCAACGCGAGGUUAAGCGAAGGCUGGAGGCAAAGAAGGUUCGACGGGAUGCAGAAUUUGGGAUGAUGAUGGCGGAGAUCUUGAGCGGAAUGCGAGACGAUGGGACGGGGUUCGUCCAGAGCAUGCGGGCGCUUGUCGAAUCGGCAGAUAAGAGAGAGGCAAGGCGAAGGAAAUCUGUUCACGCGAGCUGGCAAAAGGAUGUGUUCGACUACAUCCAGAACCAGGUGGAAAAGAAGCUGCAGAGAAUAACUCGCAACGGACUUAAGGAUCGGCAUCGUAUGAUUUACGGGAAGUUCCUCAAGGCAAUAAAGGAACGGACUGCGAUCUUCCGGGACAUUGUAGCAAAGGACAUUUAUGACCCAUUUGAAAGCCAUCAGUACAUCAUCCGAUACUCUACCAAAGGUGUUAAGGACCCCACAUUGUCAGCUGUGGCACGGCGGAUACAAGAACUGCAGCAGCUAGGGGUGAAGGCGACAAUGCCCCCUGCCCACACCCGCUACACCUUGGAUCCUACAAAAUGGUCUGGACCUGUCAUCCAGAGCUCAGCCAUAGGACACAUGAACGCAGAUGACGGGUCAGUUAUCAACGUGUCCAAAGGGAACCCUCUCAGGUACAAGUCCUUGAUUCGCCCACUCCUUGACCACUAUAAAAUCUCACCACCUGAUAAAUACCGCCCACAAAAGAGGAUGUUCGCAAUCCGAAGAGGCCAUGUCGCACGCCCAAGGGGAAUCAGGAUUAUCAAUGACAUGGAAAGGUGAUGAGGCUCUCAUCGUCAGUGUGGCAGAAAGUUUAAGAUCU